CUUUGAUUGACUGAUUAAGAGGUAUUUUACAGUCACAACUCGUUUUUUUUUUUUUGGCAGUACCCUGGAUUUGAUCUUUACUAUAAAGCUAUUUCUUAAUUUUGUUUCUUUUUUUUUUACAAGAUUUUUUUUUGAUGUGGACCAUUUUUAAAGUCCCGUCACAAUAUUGCCUCUGUUCCACGCCUUGGUUUUUUUUUUUUUUUGGCCGCAAGGCAUACGGGAUCCCAACUACCCAACCAGGGAUCGAACCCGCACCCCCUUCAUUGGAAGGUGAAGUCUUAACCACUGGACCGCCAGGGAAGUCCCUAAUUUUGUUUCUUUAUUUUAGCCAUCUGGAGAGGCUGAGAACUUUCAAAGUCAGCAAGAAUAUCAAGGUUUGGGGAUUCCCUGGCGGUCCAGUGGUUAGGACUCUGUCCUUCCAUUGCAGGGGGCACAGGUUCGAUCCCUGUGCGGCCAAAAAGGAUCCCACGAGUCGCGCGGCCAAAAAAAAAAAAAAAUCAAGGUUUAACAAACCUUCCUUUUGCUUAUCUCACUUCUCUUUCUUUUAACUAUAAAUAGCAAGAAGAAACUAGGGACAGCAGCGGGGAGACCGUCAUGGUUCCUGGACAUGUUCUAUAUCUUGACCUGGUUGGAGGUUAUGUGGUUGUAUGGAUAUGUAAAAAAUAAUCAAUGAGUACACUUAAGAUACACGAACUUUAUUGUAUUCCUGUUACACGUUAUUAUUUAUUUAUUGUUGGCUGCAUUGGGUCUUCGUUGCUGCGCGUGGGCUUUCUCUAGUUGCGAGUAGGGGCUGCUCUUUGUUGCAGUGCACAGGCUUCUCAUUGAGGUGGCUUCUCUUGUUGCGGAGCACGGGCUUAGGCGCGCGGGCUUCAGUAGUUGUGGUAUGUGUGAUCAGCAGUUGUGGCUCGCGUGCUCUAGAGCACGGGCUCAGUAGUUGUGGCGCAUCAUGUUGGAUCUUCCCGGACCAGGGCUCAAUCCCGUGUGCCGUGCAUUGGCAGGCGGAUUCUUAACCACGGCGACACCAGGCAAGUCCCAACACGUUGGUGUUUUUUUUUUUUCCCCCCAACACGUUCACGUUUUUUUCCGACACGCUCUGAGCGUGAGCACCUGCGCGCGGACAGCGCGGCGCGCGUGCAUGAUUGUUCCGAGGCUGGAAGCAGAUAUGGGUGCGUGUGCACAUGCGCGGGCCAGAGGAGGCCAGCAGCAAGGGCGGGUGUGCGCGCGUGCGCAUGCGUGCGCAGAGGCCGGAAGUGGGGCUGGCGUUCCGGGUCAGUCGCGAGCCAUGGAGGGUUUCGCGGACGGCUGCAGGCUGCCGCUCGAGGGGCCGGCCGAGGAGGCGGAGCCCCAGGUGGCGGCCUGGAGUGGGGACAGCGGUAAUGUGUCCCAGAGCCACAGCAGCGCGUCGGUGCCGUGGGAGGAUGAGGGCCCGGAGUCGGGCGCGCCCAGCCGGGACCUGCCGCUGCUGCGCCGCGCCGCCGCGGGCUACGCCGCCUGCCUGCUUCCUGGCGCGGGGGCGCGGCCCGAGGUCGAGGAGCUCGACGCGAGCCUGGAGGACCUGCUCACCAGGGUGGACGAGUUUGUGGGCAUGCUGGACAUGCUGCGCGGCGACUCCUCCCACGUGGUCAGCGAGGGCGUGCCUUGCAUUUACGCCAAGGCCACCGAGAUGCGGAGAGUGUACAGCAAGAUCGACCGGCUGGAGGCCUUCGUCGGGAUGAUCGGCGCCAGUGUAGCCAGGCUGGAGGAGCAGGUCUCCAGGGCGGAGGCCGAGCUGGGGACGUUCCCCAGUACGUUCAGGAAACUCCUGCGCACAAUUAACGUGCCCUCCUUCUUCAACAAGGCGCCCUCCAGCAGGUCCCAAGGGACCAGCUACGAACCCCCCGCCGUGUUUCGAACCGAAGACCACUUUCCUUGUUGCAGCGAAAGACCUCAGGUCUGAGUCCGCGGGACAGCGCUGCGAGAAGACGGGUCUGAAAUUCUCUCGAGUAGUAAUCAAAUCAGUUGAAAAUCCCGUUACUAGACAUACAUGAUGUUGGAGUAUGGAAUUGUAAAGUUUAUUUUUUGCACACUUGAUUUCUCAGGAUCUUCAUCAUUUCACGACGGAUGUGUGAUUUUCUACGUCUUCCAGUUCAAACUUGAAACUUCACAGCUGCUUGGUGGGGGGGAUCGGGAAAGCAAAAUGAAUGAACUUACCUGGGCAGUGUGGCAGAACUGUUAUUUUUAUGGAUUUUACAGCUCAACUAACAGUAUUACCUUUUCAAGAUUUGUAUAUUUGUAUACCCUUAGGAAAACUGAGCCUUUAAAGCCUUGUUAAUUCGAUCCUAAUAGUGAUUCAGUUUUCAAUAGCUUACUUCUAGGAUAGAUGGUAAAUUAUUUAAAAUUAUAUUAAACUUUACAUAUAAUGGAUUGCAAGCCGAAGGAAAUUAUACAAUUUCUGAGAAAACGUAUUGAUCUAUUGCAACUCAUUCUGAAGUUUUUUGGAAAGUAUGACCUCACAGUCUUAGUUUGUCCAUAGCAAAGUGUCUAUAUAUGAUUCCCAACGUUUGGUUUAUAAUUAAAUAUUCAUAAAAAAUUUAAAUUUUAUUGGAAGGGGUUUCCAUCUGAAAAGGAUUGUACGUAUUUUCCUUUUUGCUUGUUUGAAAAUAGACACGUUGAGUAUCUGAUUUUAGGAGUGGGAUAAAGAAAGUUCACAGCAUUAAAUAUUUAUUUCUUCUCAAAGUGAAUAGUUAAAUUAUUUGUGUGGUAAUAUGACUGGUAUUAGGAUUUUGUUCUUUCACCCUGAGGACGUGGCAUCUUAAAGAUCCCUUGCAGGUACAACAGGCUUUGAUCUUGAUUUUAAUCUGUUUUAUAAGGUGGUCCUCCUAGGUAGUAGAACUAAAGCAUAGAGCUUAGGUUGCUUUCGUGUCAUUUAUCAUAGAUCUUUGAGGUUUGUAAAGUAGGUAUAUAUAUUUUUAAAUUUAUUUUAUUUUUGGCUGCGUUGGGUCUUCAUUGCUUCGCGCAAGCUUUCUCUACUUGCGGCGAGCGGAGGCUACUCUUCAUUGUGAUGCGCGGGCUUCUCAUUGUGGUGGCUUCUCUUUUUGCAGAGCACGGGCUCUAGGUGCAUGAGCUCAGUAGCUGUGGCUCGCGGGCUCUAGAGCGCAGGCUCAGUAGUUGUGGCGCAUGGGCUUAGUUACUCCGCGGCAUGUGGGAUCUUCCUGGACCAGGGCUCGAACCCGUGUCCCCAGCAUUGGC
Messenger RNA from Physeter macrocephalus (sperm whale), 3228 nucleotides. RefSeq names its product biogenesis of lysosome-related organelles complex 1 subunit 4. Gene Ontology annotation, cellular component: BLOC-1 complex. The record is from RefSeq and is a predicted model, not a curated record. Lineage: Eukaryota; Metazoa; Chordata; Mammalia; Artiodactyla; Physeteridae. The coding region runs from base 947 to 1936 and encodes 329 amino acids. The transcript has a single exon.